GUCGUGAACGCGGCGCAGGCAUCUCCGUGCUUUGACAAAUUGUGUUUUCUAUACUUGACAUUACAUUUGUUUUAAUCCUCUAUCUGCACAGAAAAAAAGUCAUAAAAUAAGGAGGAUAUUACACUGAAACAGGUAACAUUUGAAGAGGGCUCUGUUAAUUUGUCAGCGUGGCGUGAACAUGACUGAGGUAGCACAAAAUAUAGCUGAUGUCGCACACGACAUGACUGAUGUGGCACAUGAUAUGUGUGAUGAAGCACACAAAAUGAGUGAUAAAGAGAACAACGACAACAUGAACGAGUUGCAUGGCCAUGUGGCACACAAAGAGGACGAUGUGGAACACGACAAGCAUGAUUUGGCACACAAAGACAAUGAGGCAUACACAAAUAACGAUGUGUCCCAUGACGAACAUGAUGAGGCACAAGAAAAGAAUGAGGCGCACAGCGACAAUGAGGAAGAAGUUCACACCGAAGAGGAUGAGGUUCGCACAGAGCCUGAGGAAGAGGAGGAGGAAGAAGAUGAGGCACACGACAGGAAUGAUGUGGAGCACAAAGAAAAUUAUACAGUUAAGGCAAGGCAAAGUUCAAGAUCCAGGAAGGACAAGAAUGAUGUGGCACAAAAUGGAGUGGCACAUGACAUGAACGAUGAGUCAGAGAAAGAAGAGAAGGACCAGUCACAGAACGUAUCUGAGGUGGCUCUGAAACAAAAGAGACUUCUGCGCUCCAAAAAGCCGGUGGCCAGGAGCUACGUGCCCCAGAUCGGUAAGGCUGACGUGAAGAACAAGUUUGAGGCCAUGCAGAAGGCCAGGGAGGAGCGCAACAGUAGGAGGAGCCUAGAGGAGCACCAGAAAAGGAAGGAGCAGUACGUCAAGGAGAGAGAAUACAACCGCAGGAAGCAACAGAUAAAAGAACUACUCGCCUCCAGUGAUGAGGAGGAGGAGGUGAAGCCGGCCAAGGUAGAGAAAUCCUACGUCCCCAAGAUCACAGGCAGUGUGAAGGGGAAGUUUGCCGAGAUGGAGAAGCAGAGACAAGAGGAGGAGAGGAAGCGGAUGGAGGAGGAGAGGAAGAAGCGCGCCACCCAGGACAUCAUGGAGAAAGCGAAGAUGCAGAAGGAGCUGGCCAAGAAAGCCGCAGAGGAGGGAGAUGACACCAUCCUGGUCCGUGUGGUGCCGGCAAAGCUGUCACGACCUCCAGGCAGGAUCAAGAUGAACUUUGAGGACCUGGAGAAGAACCGCGAGGAAGAACAGAAGAAGAGGACAGAGGAGGAGAAGAAGAAGCGCUACAACGAGAACAGGCUCUCCUUCCGCGAGGCCAAGCGGAGCUCGGUUGUCCAGGAUGAGGACGAGGAACAGCCCACAGAGAAGGAGCAGGUGACUCCUGGGAAGCUAAAAAUGACGUUUGAGGAGGCUGAGAAGGAGAGGCAGGAAUGCCUGAGAAAGCAGGCAGAGAGGGAGGCUAAACGACGUCUGCAGGACGAGAAGAAAGCCUUUGAGGAGGCCAAGCUGGAAAUGGGAGAAGAUGAGGAGGACUCACAAGGAGCUCAAGGCGAGAGAGACGUCAUCCAGCCUGGUAAACUGAGGUUGAGCUUCGAGGAGCUUGAGAAACAGAGGGUAGAGAAUGAACGCAAAGCAGCAGAGGUUGAAUACAAGAGACGAAUGGAAGAGGAGAGGAAGGCUUUCGCCGAGGCCAGGAAAAGCAUGAUAGUGGAUGACGAUGACGAGGUGUUGAUGGCCAUGCUGAACCUGGAGGGCAGCAAGCCAGGGAAGCUGUGUGUCAGCUUCGAGGACAAGGAGCGUCAGAGGAGAGAGGUGGAGGAGAAGAAAGCAGAGGAGGAGGCCAAGAGGAGGCUGGAGGAGGAGAAGAGGCUCUUCGCAGAAGCCCGCAAGAAUAUGGUGCUAGAUGAGGACGAGGACGGAAUGUUCAAGAGCGACUCCCAGGAAGCAUUGCACCCUGGAAAACUGGAGAUGAACUUCGAAGAGCUGCUAAAGCAGAAGGAGGAAGCCGAUAGGAGGUGCAAGGUGGCGGCGCGUAAGAAGAAAAUGGAGCAGGAGAAACAGGAGUUUGAACAGCUCAGACAAGAGAUGGGAGAGGAUGUGGUGAAUGAGAGCUCUGAUACAGUAAGUAAGGAGUAUGAGGAGCUGAAGAAACUCAAGAGGACCGGCUCCAUCCAGGCCAAGAACCUCAAGUCCAAGUUUGAGAAGAUCAAGCAGUUGAAAGACGAGGAGGUCCAGAAGAAGAUUGAGGAUGUGAGAGCAAAGAGAAAGGCUGUAGAUGAGGAAAUCAAAGAGAGGGAAGAAGAGAGGAUCCAGGAGGAUGAUGAUGAAGGCAAAAAGGACACAGAGAAAGGGGCUGAGGAGGCUCCGUUCAGACAGAAGGUGGACAUGCGCGCACGGUUUGAACAAAUGGCCAGAGCCAGAGAAGAGGAGGAGAAGAAGAGGGUGGACGAACAGAAGCUUCAGAGGAUGCAGUUCGAACAGCAAGAGAUUGACGCCGCUCUCCAAAAAAAAAGGGAAGAUGAGGAGGAGGAAGAGGGAAGCAUCAUCAAUAGCUCGGCAGCCUAUGAGGAUGAGGAGGACCACGCCAGGUCGGGGGCUCCGUGGUUUAAGAAGCCCCUGAAGAACCAAUCGGUGGUGGAUGCCGAGCCAGUGCGGUUCACGGUGAAGAUCACCGGGGAGCCCAAGCCGGAGGUGACCUGGUGGUUUGAGGGGGAGAUGCUCCAGGACUGUGAAGACUAUCAGUACAUAGAGAGAGGAGAGACAUUCUGCCUCUACCUGCCAGAGACCUUCCCAGAGGACGAGGGAGAGUACAUGUGCAAGGCUGUCAACAGCAGAGGCACCGCCGCCAGCACCUGCAUCCUAACGAUAGAAACUGAUGACUACUGAUGCUCUACUUUUUCUGGAACUUUCCCUGUCUCUCUCACUCCUUUUGUAAAACUUCAUCCCUCAUGGUAGGGCCAAAAAGAGGAGGAAACAGCAUUAUGCUCUCCAUUCCGUCUCGGGAUACACACAACAUGAAAAGUGCAAUAUCGUGUUGUUUACGUAUUGCUCAUCAUUCAUCAAUAAAGCUGCACUCCCUUUCAGUAUUACGUUUAGGAUGAAAUCUGUGCCAAAUCACAUAUUGAUCCCCUGAGUGAUUGCUGUCACAAAUGAUGUUCAGAUUGAUUUUGUGAUCAUAACAUCAUAUAUCAAGGCUGUUCAACUCUGAUCCUGGAGGGCUGAAACGCUUCUGGUUUUCAUCCUCUCCUUCUAAUCAGGGACUAAUUCAGACUUGGGACACCAGGUGAGUGCAAUUAACUACUAGGUAGAAGCAAAAAACUGAAAUGUUUUGGCAUUCCAGGACCGGAAUUGAAUAACACUGUCAUAAAUCAUAACAUCUUUGCAUCAGGGAAAGUCUCCCUUCAAAGGUAACAUUUCAGAAAGUUCCAUUUGAGAAUAUGGUGCAACCCAAUUUAAAGCCUAAUGAAAUACCUGUAAAAUAGACACAGCAGUAUGCAUUGCACAGUUAAUUUGCAGAAUUGGUUACUAAUAAAAGAAUGAUCUAAUUAGGAUUUUUGUUUCUUUUCAUUUUUAAUAUUUGAAUAAUUAUCUGAAAGGUUUGGUUGUAAUGUACACUUUGAUUUUUCAUAUCCCAAAAGUAUUUUUCACAUUGAGUUAAAGUACAACUCUACAGGAAAUUGAUUAUAUAAUUGUCUUGGACACUGUUGUAUGGCUUGAAAUACAGUAUAGUGACAUGUUUGUGAUAUGUUUAUUUAAAGUUUUAAUAAAAAGUGCUAAAUACUA
Messenger RNA from Oncorhynchus nerka (sockeye salmon), 3775 nucleotides. RefSeq names its product nexilin. The transcript is spliced from 14 exons. Gene Ontology annotation, biological process: mitochondrial fusion. NCBI's taxonomy places the organism in Eukaryota, Metazoa, Chordata, Actinopteri, Salmoniformes, Salmonidae. The coding region runs from base 179 to 2878 and encodes 899 amino acids. The record is from RefSeq and is a predicted model, not a curated record.